AUGCAGUUGAGCCUUCUUUUCCUCUCGUCGCUGGUGGCGGCGAGCCCCCUGGCGGUUGAGAAGCGGCAGCAGGCGACGCUCUGCGACCAGUAUGGCUACUGGUCCGGCAACGGCUAUGAGGUUAACAACAACAACUGGGGCCGUGAUGCGGCCUCGGGGGGCUCCCAGUGUACCUACGUUGACAACAGCAGCGGCAGCGGCGUCUCGUGGCACGCGACGUGGCAGUGGAGCGGAGGCGACAACAACGUGAAGAGCUACCCCUACGGUGGCAAGCAGGUCGCCAAGGGCCAGAAGAUCAGCAACCUCAACAAUAUGCAGACGUCGGUCUCGUGGUCCUACAGCAACACCAACAUCCGCGCCAACGUUGCGUACGAUGUGUUCACGGCGGCAGACCCCAACCACGUCAACAGCAGCGGCGACUACGAACUGAUGAUCUGGCUCGGAAGAUUCGGCAAUGUCUACCCCAUUGGCUCCUCCACGGGCACCGUCAAUGUCGGCGGCCGCAGCUGGGAGCUUUUUAUCGGUUACAACGGCAGCAUGAAGGUGUUCAGCUUCGUUGCGUCGAGCCCCAUCAACAGCUUCAGCGCCAACGUCAAGGACUUCUUCAACCACCUGCAGAACAGCCAGGGCUACCCGGCCAGCCAGCAGAACCUGAUUGUCUUCCAAUUCGGCACUGAACCCUUCACUGGCGGGCAAACCACCUUCACUGUCAACAACUUCUCGGCCAACAUCUCCUAA
This is a messenger RNA of Chaetomium globosum CBS 148.51, 738 nucleotides long. RefSeq lists its product as uncharacterized. NCBI's taxonomy places the organism in Eukaryota, Fungi, Ascomycota, Sordariomycetes, Sordariales, Chaetomiaceae. Gene Ontology annotation, molecular function: cellulase activity. The transcript has 3 exons. Gene Ontology annotation, biological process: polysaccharide catabolic process. The coding region runs from base 1 to 738 and encodes 245 amino acids. The record is from RefSeq and is a predicted model, not a curated record.